Molecule: messenger RNA, 630 nt
Organism: Geodia barretti
Lineage: Eukaryota; Metazoa; Porifera; Demospongiae; Tetractinellida; Geodiidae
Source: the annotation of a GenBank genome assembly
AUGAUCGACCGCUACCGUUCAAAUUUGCGCCGGACGCGGCGCUAUGCGGAUCCCUUCGGAGAGGAAGGGGCGGCCUCCGACCGAGACGUUUACGUCAGAUGGUUGGGUCUGCGGUGCAAAGAACGCACUUUGUUCGUGGUUGGUCUCACCCUGGCUGGCAUCAUGGUGGCUCUUUUGGUCGCCAAGUCGCUGCUGGAUGGUCGCGUGUCUUGGCUCCCCACCGGCGUGCUAUGGUUCGAGAUCGGGUUCCUGACCUGUAUCGUACUGAUGAGUCUCACGGCCUGCAGCAUGUUCAUUUGCGGUUCCAUCGCCGUGAGGCGCCAUAUCCGCAACAUGAACGCCCAAAUCGCUCGUUGGGACGACGCGACACCUGAAGAGGUCGAGGCAAUCGUCCGCGAAUCGGACCGUAGACUCAACCGGCGCGUUUUUUGGCGCGUCCUGUUUUGGCUGGUUGCCAUGUUGGCGCUGUUCGCGCUUUUCGGGACCACGUUGCUGUUCCCUUGGGGAGGCACGGCGGCCUUCGUCGCGAGUGUGAUCACCGUCGUAGCCGCCACCGCCGUCUGGAGUUGGCGGGGCAGCCGGAUUUUGUCGUUUGCAAACCGAUGGGUGAAGCCCUCUCCGCGAGGGUAG